CGGAGAGUGGGAGAUGCAAAUUUAUUCGCCGAGUCACUUGUCAUCAUCCCCGGUCGUAAUUGUUCAUUAUUUUGCUGAUUCUGCUGGACGAACAGGGACUGAAAUUGUUCAACUGAAAAUAACAAAAUAAAAAUGGCUAGGCGAUAUGAUACUCGUACGACAAUUUUCUCUCCGGAAGGGCGUUUGUACCAAGUCGAGUAUGCUAUGGAAGCAAUUGGUCACGCCGGAACUUGUUUGGGAAUUUUGGCCACGGAUGGAAUUAUUCUCGCCGCUGAAAAGAAGAAUACCAAUGUACUUCUGGACGACGAGAAUUUCUGCUCAGAUAAAAUAUACAAGCUUUACGAGGACAUGGUCUGCAGUGUUGCCGGGAUAACUUCGGAUGCUAACGUACUUACAAAUGAACUCCGGGUAAUUGCUCAGCGAUAUCUUCUUCAAUAUGGAGAGCCAAUGCCUUGUGAGCAACUUGUAUCAUGGCUUUGUGAUAUCAAACAAGCUUACACCCAAACAGGAGGUCGUCGGCCUUUCGGUGUCUCAUUAUUGUAUGCUGGAUGGGAUAAACAUUACGGAUUCCAGCUGUAUCAAUCUGAUCCAAGUGGAAACUAUGGAGGAUGGAAGGCCACUUGCAUCGGAAACAAUAGCAAUGCUGCUGUGUCUAUGCUAAAGCAGGAGUAUAAAGACGGCGUCACACUUCAGGAAGCAAAAACACUGUCAAUCAAGAUUCUUGCAAAAACGUUGGACACUACUAAAUUAAGUCCAGAUAAAUUGGAAGUUGCAACUGUCACUCGCGAUGGACAACGUACAAAAAUGACUGUUUUGAAGCAUGAAGAAUUAGUGAAACUUAUUGCAGAGCAUGAACGUAUCGAGAAAGAAGAAGAAGCACAAAAGAAGCGAGAAGCUGACUCUAAAUCCGAUCCGUAAUUUAAUGAUCAUUAUUUUAAAACAUAGUAAUUAGUUUAAAAUCUUUCACCCUAUAGUAUCAGUCAAACUUAUUACAGCAUUGAGCAUUUUUGUUUAAAAUCCAAAUGUUACUCUAAAUUAAAAUUGUGGUACCAUUAUCAAAGCAAAUAUUGUUAUCCAUAUUUGUCCAUUUCCCCCCAAAAAAGGUAAAUAAUAAACUUUUCUACUUUAAUGUCUUUUCAAAAA
Molecule: messenger RNA, 1143 nt
Organism: Folsomia candida
Lineage: Eukaryota; Metazoa; Arthropoda; Collembola; Entomobryomorpha; Isotomidae
Gene: Prosalpha3
Product: proteasome subunit alpha type-4
Exons: 6
Coding region: 133-918 (261 amino acids)
Biological process (GO): ubiquitin-dependent protein catabolic process
Cellular component (GO): cytosol; proteasome core complex; proteasome core complex, alpha-subunit complex
Source: RefSeq, a predicted model, not a curated record